Rubroshorea leprosula is the source of this 1133-nucleotide messenger RNA. NCBI's taxonomy places the organism in Eukaryota, Viridiplantae, Streptophyta, Magnoliopsida, Malvales, Dipterocarpaceae. The record is from the annotation of a GenBank genome assembly.
AUCCUGAGGGCUUCACUUAUGUGCGGGCAGAAUUGCAGCCUGCCAUGGUGCAAGCCAUGCACAGUUUUGUGCCCCCUUCUGACAAUAAGCGGGCCAAAGCCUUUAUGCAACAGCAUGGCGGUCAGGUCGCCAUGAUUAAGUUGAUGGAUGCGUUCAAUUACGCGGUGGCACUGUACGAGAGCGAGCAGGCGGCUCGUACAGAGAACACCGAGCUCGGUGCCAAGUAUAAAGAGCUGGCCAUUGAGAAGGCUAGCCUUGUGGACGAUGUGAAUCGUCUGCAAGCGCGGGCUGAAAAGGAAAGCGGGAUUCAGGCGACCAAGGAGGAAACCGUCCGGGUUGAGGAACGGGCGAAGAAGGCCGAGGCCGACCGAGACCGCACUCAGCACGAGCUAGCCUCCUUAAGGAAUCAGGUCGCUGAAGCUGCCCGGAAUCUGAACGCAACUGAAGAGGCCUUGAAUGAGCUGAAAGUCACUCACGGGCGCUCUAUCGCGAUGGCACGGGCUCAAGGUGCAGAGUGGCUGGUCGGUUCAGCCGCAUUCCAAGACGCAGUGGCGGUGGCGUCUGCAAACGUAACCACGGAAAUCUACAAUGAGAUUCGUGGGAAGGUGUUGCACCACCGCCCAGAUUUUCCAAUUCGUGAGCUGGUCUUCUUUGACGAGGAGGAGCUCGACGAGCAGGGUAAGAGCCUUGCUCCCCUCGCUGACACAACUGUGAGGCUGAGGUGGGACUUGAACGAGGAGGGUGUGCCCGUCUGGCCGCCGUCCGUGCUGGAGGACGGGGAGGAUCCAACAGGACUGCCCUCCUUUGACGCCUGGGUAGAGGGUGCUCCUGUGGCUGAGCAGGAGCCUUCAAGCACCCCGCCCAACUCUCAGCCCGCUGGUGUGUCAGUUAGCUCACCGGUCAGCGCGCCAGCCUCCGAGCCCGCAGCCCGAUCUCCUCCUGCUCGCUCUCCUGCAGCCGCUGCUGAUGCAUCCAUGCCCAUCGAUCUGACAGGUGACUAGAUUUAGGGUUUUUUCUUUUGAACUUUUGUACCUUGUUUUUGCAUUUUUGUAUUUGAUCAAUGGAUCCAUAUCGCAUGUACGUUCAAUGUAAACAUCUUUGAUGAAAUACAAAAAUGAAUAUUUCUUUGAAUU